AUGCCGGAACUUUCUGCAAAACUUUUGAAUGAGGAGAUUGUUGGUAUGCGGGAGGUUGUUGUUAAGGCGCGUCUUCGUCUUAGUCGUAAAUUAAUAAAUUUGUGCCGAGUGUAUGGGAGGUCAACGAAUAAUAAAAAGAGGAAAAAAGUGGGAAGGAUUGUGGAGGAGUUGAAGGCUCUGAAGGGUAUUAAUAAAGACGAUGUAACAAAAUUUGCUUUGGUCAACAGAAAAGUUUUGAAGGAAUUGCCUUUGCAGGAUUCAUCUGCUUCGGAACGUGCACUCUAUAAGAUGGCUGUUAUGGACAUUGUGACUGCUUCUGUCGAGAAGUUUCGAAAAAAGUACUCUUGUUGGGAAGUUGAAGUACCUUUUUUGUUACAACGACUUGGAUUACAGUACCAACGCAAAAAACUGGACAAGGCAGAAGAUAUCCGGGGUUCAACUGCUAUCCUGCUAGAAGAUAAGCCAGAGAUUAAAAAAAUGCUGAAUAAAACAGCUCAUGAACUGAAGGAAAAGUCCACAAGAAGGUCUUUUUUGGAUCAAACUGUAGCGAAUCAGAGUGGAAAUUAUGCAGCAAAGAAGAUAUUUGUCGAUGAAGAUGCAAAAUCAACUGAGGAGAGGAAGUUAAUCGGCGAAGAAACUAGUGGGUUGAAAGAGAAAACUGCCUUUCCCUUAUCCUCUAAGUUGCGCUUACAACUCGGGCUCAUAAAGACAGGACAAGUAAGUGGUGGACAGUUAAGUCCUUACGAUGCAUCUCGUCACGACUUUUUAGUUUUUCCUCCAUGUCUUGGCAUUAUCAAAAAAUUAGAUUUAAAACAGGGUACAGUCGAUGCGGGAACGUCAAACGUUGUUGUCCGAAAUAUUAUUAAAAGAAACAAUAAGGCUCAUUCAAGCUCUUUUUUUCUGCCCGCAGAUUUUGAAAUGUCUCGAAAUAAUGGUCAAGAGAUCGAUAAAGAAGAAGAAGAGUUUGCCGGCUUUCGUCGGCGAAAGCGCACUGGUGACAGCUUCUUAAAGGGUUUUAAAGGAAGUGGACUUGACAAGAGUAGCUGUAAAGGUGAAGAAGAUUCAGGAGGCGAACCUAGUGCAAGUUCUGGAGUAGCUUCAGGCCAUUUGACCGCUACAGCAGGACUUUUACAUCCAUCGUGGGUUGCGAAAAGGCGACAACGGGAAUUGCUAGAGAGGUCUAAGGCUACUCCAUUAUCCAAAAAAAUAGUUUUUUCUGGUGACGAUUGA
Molecule: messenger RNA, 1230 nt
Organism: Enterobius vermicularis (human pinworm)
Lineage: Eukaryota; Metazoa; Nematoda; Chromadorea; Rhabditida; Oxyuridae
Source: the annotation of a GenBank genome assembly